AUGCGCGGCGCAUUGAAAGCGUCUGUCUCUGUGCCUCUGUGCACUUUCUGCGAUUCCAACGCUGGUACCAACGGUUCCAGAAGUCCCUCUUCGUCGCAGAACCGGUCCACGUCUUGCAGCCAUUGUUCAUUUCCCGUUAAUUUCGACGCAAGAAACGACAGUAGGCGGCUCAACUACGUCUCAACUCUUGAGGGAUUAAAACUUCCAGGGGUCGUUAGAGCAACUCUUAGUCUUGUCGGGAUCCCUGUCUCCCGGAUAGUUCUUCCUUCAACCCCCGAAACGCAACGAAAAAGACUGAACACUGGCCAUAAGCAGACACCAGUCUCAGUCAGGCGUCUUCUCGCCCUUCUUGUCUGGUCCCUCGCUUGUAUCUCCAUCAACUUCGCAUCGGGGAUAUUCGUCAUACUCCGUGCAAUGAUCGCUUCCCGAAUUCUUAACGUAGCUACUCGACUUGGCCUUGCUCCAUCGUCACAGCAAAACAACCAGACACCUAAGGAAGACGUAUCUUCGCCAACUGUGCUUCAAGACAGACUCGAAAUAGCGAAUCUCGCUAUAAAGCAACUUAAAACCGAGAGCCGUCUUCUUCAGGAGAAACUGAAAGCUGCUGGAGAGAGGAUCUUGAAGCUCGAGGCUAAUCAGGCGGACUAUGCGGCCUUCACCGCACUGCAAGCCAAGUAUAACCGCGUGUCAGCCGAGAUCGUACGCUUAACGAAAGAAAACGACGAGCUGAAGGCGAAUGGCUCUCGCUUGGCGGAUGAGAAUGCUGAGUUACGCCAGUGCUUGGCAAUGAAUGAAGACGAACAAGGUAAUGAAGUGAAACGUCUGAGUAUGCUUGCUCGCUUGCAAAAUCAGUGCCUCGAAUCCUGUAUCUUCCCAAAGGAUGAAGAAAACGCCGAUACCGUCGAAAAGGUGGAGAGAGACGAGACGUCGGAAGACUCCAUUGUUAUCGUCACUGGGAUGGAGGCUCCGAACGACAAGACCACGGACGUUGCGGGAUCAUUUGCAAAUGCUCCGCGCCAACCACCCAAUGAUGACAUUAAACCUGCUACCGUUUCACCGACUACAUCUGACGAACUGUCGUGGAGGACUAGAAAAACGGAGGCGAAUCCAAUUCCUGUGUUCAUAACCAAGAGGCCGUCGCUGCCGCCAAAGGGCUCAAAGCCUCAACUCAAGCCACUUCUUCUCGGAACCCCACCAGCUUCUCGCCGCCACGGCACGAAACGUGGGAUACGCAAACAUAAGCCUGGCGCGAUUCAGGAUUAUACAGAAGCUGGAAAUAUGGCCGAUAAGAAGGAAGAAUGCGCAAACACCGAUGCUGCACUACGGAACCACUCUCUUAAUCCUUGUGCACCAGUGUUCAUGCCGCGUAUAAUUACUCUUUACUCCGGAAUCGCCUCUGCUGCCUCUGAAAACGUACGCAUGACUAUUGACGAGACGAACGCCAUGAAGUCCAGGGGAAAAGGAGCGCUUUCUCCAGCCGUCCCGUUCAUCUGCACCUCUCCUUCCCCCAACUCUCCAUUCAUGCGCCCGCCUCCUGCCCGCCGUCAGUCAGGCGGAACGGCAAACCCGUCAGUCAUCACUACACCGCCCACGCCGAUCACCAGUUCCACCCCAUCCUCGGCUACCUUACCCAACACAAGCACUCAUCCUGCUAUGAAUGCCAACGCGACUCCCAAUCCUAGUGUCAAUUCAAACGCUAAAGCCAUCAUCAAUGCCAGCGUGAACACAAACACGGUAAAAGGCACUCCUCGUAGCACACGCGCCUCUUCCGUCAAGCUCAUUCGUGCACGCGCCGCCCUGCGCAACUCCCAACGGGUUGCAUCCGGUUCCGCCGCUAUACCCCCCUGUUCACCCGCUGGACUCAAGAGAUUCGCGGGUGUUAUUGGCGAUAGGCGGAAUGCCGCAAAGGCUGGCUUCGGUGCUUCUGGUGUCUUCGUUAGUUCUGAGGUUGGAGAUGCUGAGAGUGUAUCGACCAAGAGGAAAGUACAAGGUAAAGCCCGUUUAGCCGGAAAGGGUGUGCCACCGCGCCGUGCAUUUGGCGAGAGGACGAACACGGAGCCUGGUUUGGAGGAGGCUAUUGCGAGGUGGACUAAUAUAGCACGCACUGCCCAAGCUGAAUAUGUUUUGUCAGAACUGAAAAAAGGGGAAGGGCAGUUUGGAAAUGGCAGAAAGGAUAGAAGAAAUGGGACAGAGAGAAACUUGUGCCGAGUGUCAGCUCAAAAGAAAGUAUGGGGGGAAAAGGCAGGAGGAAAUGGAGUGUACGGAGACGUAACUGCAAGUUGA
This is a messenger RNA of Fomitiporia mediterranea MF3/22, 2283 nucleotides long. RefSeq lists its product as uncharacterized. Bases 1 to 2283 code for a protein of 760 amino acids. The record is from RefSeq and is a predicted model, not a curated record. The transcript is spliced from 4 exons. Lineage: Eukaryota; Fungi; Basidiomycota; Agaricomycetes; Hymenochaetales; Hymenochaetaceae.